AUGGCAUGUGAGUCGUUACGGGUGGAACAAGUUGAUGCGAAAAUUUUGGAUGGCGAAUACCAACAGUUGCUAGAACAACAGCUUGGACAACUCAUCAGGGAGCUACCGAUCACAAUCGGCCAUACAUGUGAACGGAUAAGGCCUGAGAUUCAAUUGCUGAUUGACGCAUUAAUAUGGACAAACAGAUUUUACAGAGAAAGUAUGCUAAGGAAGUAUGUCAAGAUGAUUAACAUCAUUCACUACUUGAAUUUUCUUUGCGUUGGUGGUCACAGUACAUUCAUCGAAUCGCUGCUGAAGCUCAGAAACUGGAACAUGCAUCUUCCUACUAUUGGCACAAUCAACUACGAUUCACAGAAUAGAGAACUAAUGUGGCACACGUUCCGUGACGCACUGCUUUUGUUGUGGCCUGCUAUAGCGAUCAUCUCUACAAAGUGGCAAACACGAACUGGUAAUGGAGUGGUGCAAACGAUGGAGGUGGCGUUGAAAUGCGGAAGAUGCGGUCAAGCCGCUGUGGCGCCAAUGCGCUUUGGCGGCUGUGGCCACGUUGCCUGCUACUGGUGCGUCAUGUCACGGAUACCAACGGAAUCUGUCAGAUGUGCUACUUGUGGGGAAGAGACGUUGCAGGUGACCCCAGUGCGAGGACACGCUUUCCUAUAG
Haemonchus placei is the source of this 657-nucleotide messenger RNA. The record is from the annotation of a GenBank genome assembly. NCBI's taxonomy places the organism in Eukaryota, Metazoa, Nematoda, Chromadorea, Rhabditida, Trichostrongylidae.